CAUUCCCUCCAUAUAUCUCCUCUGCGUCGUCGCAGGAUCGAGCCGGAGAUAGCAGAGCGCGCGCGUGCGAGGCCGACAGGUGUGCGGGACGAGGACGGCGGCGGCUGCGAGUUUUGGGCGCGCAUGGGAUGAGACGGCGGUGUGAGCGCGUUGCUUCCAGUGAAUGGAUCGCGGGGGGAGCGCGGGACCCGGCGCCGUCGGUAGCGCCGGCAGCCUCGGCCUCCGGAUCGGGCAGGCCGCCUGCUCGUCGGCGGCGCUCAUGUUCAUGUCCGUCGGCGUCGAGUUCUUCAGCUACACUGCCUUCUGCUUCCUGGUUACGAUCAUGGGCCUGCUGGUCCCGUGGAGCUGCACGCUCGCCAUGAUCGACAUGUACUCCAUACUCGUCCGGUGCCCGCUCCACGUGCCCGGUGUCAUGGCCAUCGUCGUCGUCGGAGACUGGGUGCUGUCGAUACUGUCGCUGGCGGCCGCGAGCUCGAGCGCCGCCGUCAUCGACGUCCUCCUGGAGUUCCAUGGAUCCCACUGCGCCCCGAGGCUGUGCGAGAGGUACCAGCUCUCCGCCAUGAUGGCGUUCCUGUCCUGGCUCCUCACGGCCGCGUCCUCCCUCUUCAACCUGUGGUACAUCGCCUCCAGGUGAGGUGAGGUGAGGGUGGGUGGUCGCCGAUGAGGUCGCCAGACUCUGACCCGCUGAAGCAUCUCUGAAUUCUACUCUGUAUAGCUGGAAGGAAGGUUUUGUAUGUGUAUAGCUGGAAGGAGGGUUUUGUAUUCAGAUUUCAUAAACCUGCCUCUGACUAAUACGCCAUUCUGGGCAUGAUGGAUGCCGAAUUGGUAAAGAUUGUUUCAAGUUAACAUUCCACUUUCCACACGA
Triticum dicoccoides is the source of this 865-nucleotide messenger RNA. Its product is annotated as CASP-like protein 5C1. The transcript has 3 exons. Lineage: Eukaryota; Viridiplantae; Streptophyta; Magnoliopsida; Poales; Poaceae. Gene Ontology annotation, cellular component: membrane. The record is from RefSeq and is a predicted model, not a curated record. The coding region runs from base 164 to 634 and encodes 156 amino acids.